UGUGGGCCAUUCCAAAUCGGCCCACAUGACACCUCUACAGCCAGGAACGGCGGGAACGUCAGGAACCGCGGCGGAUGACGGAAUUGGGGGAUUCUGGCAUUCUGCUUAGCCCCUCAGAGAAAGGGGGAAAAAAACCAGCAAGGCAGCAACGAUAACGUCCUUAAGCCUUUUACUUGCGCCGGUAUCUCCUUCUCCGCUGUUCUUCAGUCGCAUCUCUUACUUCCACUCUUCUCCUCCAGUGAUACCUCGAACCCUCACUCUUCGUCCGUCUAGUCUUACGCUUUUAUAGAAAGCUAAUUUUCAGUUUUUCUGUUUGUAUGAUUGAAGAAAGAAAUGGAAGGCAACGGAGAUUCGAAUUACACUUUUUUUCCUUUCUGUUUUUUAAAAAAUGAUUAGUGUCCGAUAGAAUCAGGAUGUCAAAUAUAUGUUUCGAUUAUGCCUUUAGAUUGCUUUGUUUCAAUGUUUUAGGGAAGCUACAAGCAGUGUGGAACAUAUCAGAGACAAUUUCUUCGAAUCUACACCGUAUAUUUAGUUACCUUUUUCACUAGGUUAUUACUAUUUCAAAAUUAAAUGCUUUUGUAACUCGUGUAAUUCUAUUGACUCGGUGCAAAGAAAAGAAUUUUAGUUUGAAUUGUUCGACUGAUUUUGUCGAUAUUUUUUUGAACAAGACAUUGUGCUAUGCCGUGUUCAAUUGUUUCUAAAACUGUGCACAGAAUAAAGAAAUUAAUGGCACUAUGAAGCAACUAUUGGCUCAAUUGUUUGAACAGGUGCUUAGAACAACAGUCUCCGAUGAGCCAGAUGUAGAGCCUUUGGCUGCUGCCUACACUGCAAAGUUCGGGGAUCACCAAUGGUAUCGCCUUAACGAGGAGAAAGCUGAGUGGAUUGUACAUGCCACUUGAUUUUGGCCAGCAGCAGCACUUUUGAUAUGGUAUUUAGAGCUACCGAGCGUGCGGGUUGGCUCCCAGAUGAUGAUAGUACAUACCAAAAAACUAGUCAUGUUGGUUUUGGCCUAGUUCUAGUCGAGGAUAGCAAAAUGCUUUUGGAGGUAGUUCGAUUAGUUGAUUUACUUGUUGCAGCCAUGAGCCGGAUUAAAGAUGCACUAAUUGAGCAGGGUAUAGAUAAAGAAUGGACGGAGGAGGUGCUUGAGCAUACUGCUGAGGCUGUUGGUUAUGGUGCUGUCAAGUCCAGUGAGGGCAAAUUCACUAAUUCAGAGGUCACAGGAUUCCAGAGACAAAAUUGACUCUUGGUGUCUUUAUCGGACAAUAGUAACCAUCCGUAACAGCAAUUCCAUAGCAUUUUGUUCGCCAGGUUUGGAAGAUUUGUGCUUCGAAAGGCUUGGCUUGAUGUGAGUGUGCAGAUAUAGCCACUCUUGUCAUCUUCAUCACCAUCUGCAAACACCAACCAUGGACAGGUUGGAGGCAGCAGCUCCAUCAAGAAAGUUAAAAGAUGUGAAUCAGGAAUCGGGACUCAGGAGGGCGACGGAUAACUGCUAACUGCUAAGGCUAGGCAGGGUAUAUAUAUAUAUAUACACAGAGAGAGCCACCAAAUUUGUUUCUAUUAAAUUUGUGCAAUUAAAAUCCACUUGUUAUAUAGACAUGCGCGUCUCUCGCAUAGAUGGCUAUGGUAAAGAUUGUCUAUAAUUGCAGAGGAUGUAUAUAGUCCAUAGUUGAUCCCAUAUAGAAAAAUA
Messenger RNA from Tripterygium wilfordii, 1687 nucleotides. Its product is annotated as arginine--tRNA ligase, cytoplasmic-like. NCBI's taxonomy places the organism in Eukaryota, Viridiplantae, Streptophyta, Magnoliopsida, Celastrales, Celastraceae. Bases 926 to 1240 code for a protein of 104 amino acids. Gene Ontology annotation, molecular function: ATP binding; arginine-tRNA ligase activity. The transcript has 5 exons. Gene Ontology annotation, biological process: arginyl-tRNA aminoacylation. The record is from RefSeq and is a predicted model, not a curated record.